Gasterosteus aculeatus aculeatus (three-spined stickleback) is the source of this 1851-nucleotide messenger RNA. NCBI's taxonomy places the organism in Eukaryota, Metazoa, Chordata, Actinopteri, Perciformes, Gasterosteidae. The record is from RefSeq and is a predicted model, not a curated record.
AUUAAUAGAGGAAGAAAAAGGCAGCUGACCGGCGAUCAUAGUAAGAAGCGGAACCUUAAUGUGACUGAGGUCUGCAGUCGGAACUCUAAAGUGUGACACCCAGCCGUUGCUUUGUCUUGUGGCAGUGCAGAUAAUUCAUUUAACUAACUACGGCUUGUAAUUAAGCAACAAUGUCUUCAGUUGAGAAUUUGAGAGAGUUUGUCAACGAGCGACUAUCAGCUGCUGCUGAAGAAAUAUUCGGAGUUUUUAAAAGAACCGUCGUCGAGUACCAGGAGGAGAUCGACCGGCAGCGCAGACUGUUGGAUGUGUUUUGGAAACCCGAAGUGAGGUUACACAGGAUAGAGCUCCCACAGUCACGUGUCUGUAAGGAGGAGGAGCUUCUCUCUGAGCAGCAGCUCUGUCUCCAGGAGAGGAAGCCCAGUCUGGACCAAGAGGACCCAGAUCCUCCAGAGAUUAAAGAGGAACAGGAGGAACUCUGCACCAGUCCAGAGGGAGAGCAGCUUGAACCGAAGCAGGAGGCCUUUACGUUGACUCCUACUUGUGAGGAAAGAGGCCACGGUGAAGAUCAACUUCUGGACUCGUGUACUGAUGAAACUGAGAGUGUGGUACAGGAAACAUCUCUAGAAUACAUUUCUGUUGAAAGCACCGCUGUAGUUGAACUAAACAAUGACCACCAGCUUCUCUCUCACAAUCCUCAUGAAUCUGAUGGCCGAGAUCAGAAAGGAGUAAAACUUAGUUUAACAUCAAACAAGGAACCAGCUCCUUUGGAUGAGAAGCCGUUUUUGCGAGAUUGUGGGAAAUACUUUCAACUUAAAAAUAGCUUGUUGGGCCACGUGAGAAGAACCCACAGAGUUGAUGAACCAUAUGUAUGCAACACCUGUGGGAAAAGAUUCCCUCAUGAAUCCGUACUCAAGGCCCAUAAAAGAGUCCAUAGUGAUGAGAAACCCUUUUCUUGUGAACUAUGUGGAAAAGAAUUCAGAUAUAAUAGUGAUUUAAAAGCCCACAUGAAAGUUCACAAUGGGGAAAGGCCGUAUUCCUGCACCACCUGUGGGAAAACGUUCUCUCGGCCAUCACAUUUAAAGGCUCAUAUAAGACUUCAUAGUGGGGAGAAGCCAUUUUCCUGCAUCACCUGUGGGAAAACAUUCACUCAGAAAUCACAAUUGAAGUGUCAUACAUCAACCCACACAGGGGAAAGGCCGUAUUCUUGCAACACCUGUGGGAAAAGAUUCUCUUAUGAAUCAGUACUCAAGGCCCAUAAAAUAGUCCACAGUGAAGAGAAACCCUUUUCUUGCAAAACAUGUGGAAAAUAUUUCAAAUGUAGUUAUAGCUUAAAAGCCCACAUGAAAGUUCACAAUGGGGAAAGGCCGUAUUCCUGCACCACCUGUGGGAAAACAUUCACUCAGUCAUCAAAUUUGAAGUCUCAUGUAAGAACCCAUAGUGGGGAGAAGCCACAUUCCUGCACCACCUGUGGGAAAAAAUUCACUCGGUCAUCAAAUUUGAAGUCUCAUAUAAGAAUUCAUAGUGGGGAGAGGCCAUAUUCCUGCAUCACCUGCGGGAAAACAUUCUCUCGGACAGCACGUUUAAAGCGUCACGUAAGAAUCCACACUGGGGAGAAGCCAUAUUCCUGAAAUCACUACUGAAGUUCAUACAAGAAUCCACACUGGGGAAAGGCCCUAUUCUUGCAAUCCAUUCACUCACAAAGAACAUUUGGAGUCUCAUAAGAAUUCGAAAUGGGGAGACGUCAUAUUCCUGUAAAAAAUAUAUGAAAGAGGUUUCAAAAAUUCUAGUAACUUAGUUUUUCUCAGUUGCUUUAUUACAUUUCUCAGAUUAAAAUUUAAAUGAUCAAAACUA